Myotis brandtii (Brandt's bat) is the source of this 621-nucleotide messenger RNA. Its product is annotated as glioma tumor suppressor candidate region gene 1 protein-like. The record is from RefSeq and is a predicted model, not a curated record. Gene Ontology annotation, biological process: positive regulation of DNA-templated transcription. The coding region runs from base 181 to 621 and encodes 146 amino acids. Lineage: Eukaryota; Metazoa; Chordata; Mammalia; Chiroptera; Vespertilionidae. The transcript has 7 exons. Gene Ontology annotation, cellular component: SWI/SNF complex.
UUCUGGGUCCUCCCUGUGCAGCCCGUGCGGGGCCGUCUCGGAGACCCCGCGCCGACGGCUGCUCAAACAUCAGGCUGGCCCCCAAAAGGACACUCCCCAAGUCCCCUGCUGGGGGCCCCGUGUAGACCUGGAGCGGACACCCCCUCCUUCCCUUCAUGAUUCGUUUGUAGCACAGUGGCGAUGGAUGAUGAGGAUGGGAGAUGCUUACUAGACGUGAUUUGUGACCCUCAGGCCCUCAAUGACUUCUUACAUGGAUCCGAGAAGCUCGACGGUGACGACCUCCUGGAUAAUCCUGGGGAGGCCCAAAGUGCCUUCUAUGAAGGUCCUGGGCUCCACGUGCAAGAAGCUUCUGGCAACCACUUGAACCCGGAGCCUAGCCAGCCAGCCCCCAGCGUGGACCUAGACUUCCUGGAGGAUGACAUCCUGGGCUCGCCCUCCGCAGGGGGCGGCGGCGACCUACUGGGACUACAGGCCCCGCCCACCGUGCUGACCCACCAGGCCCUGGUGCCGCCCCAGGAUGUGGUCAACAAAGCCCUGAGCGUCCAGCCCUUCCUGCAGCCCGUGGGCCUGGGCAACGUGACCUUGCAGCCCAUCGGUGUGCAGAAGGCAACCGAUCAGUGA